This is a messenger RNA of Medicago truncatula (barrel medic), 1218 nucleotides long. RefSeq names its product F-box/FBD/LRR-repeat protein At3g14710. The record is from RefSeq and is a predicted model, not a curated record. The coding region runs from base 1 to 1218 and encodes 405 amino acids. Gene Ontology annotation, molecular function: protein binding. The transcript is spliced from 4 exons. NCBI's taxonomy places the organism in Eukaryota, Viridiplantae, Streptophyta, Magnoliopsida, Fabales, Fabaceae.
AUGGGGUCAUGUUUAUCUACCAACAAAACUGUUAAAGAAGACAUUUUCGACAUUAAGUUACCCAAAUCGAUAAUAACUCACAUUCUCUCUUUUCUCCCAACCAAAGACGCUGUUCGCACUUCUAUCUUAUCUAAGAGUUGGGAACACCGCUGGACUUCACUCACCAAACUCUCUUUACACGAUCAUUAUGAUUCUUCUUCAACUCCCAAGUGUACUUCAUUUCGAAGAACAUGCAACUCCGAUAAACAAUUUCAAAGAAUACAAAACUUUGUUAGGUUUGUUACCAAAGCACUUGUUGUUACUGAUGGUUUAAGCAUGCAAACCUUUUCUCUUUUCCUAUAUAGUUUCCGCGUUGAUAAUGUUCCAGCCAAAGUUAUUUGUUUUGAAAACCUAAAACAUCUCAAGUUGUGUGGAAUCCACUUUAAAGCUACUUCACCGGAAUCCUCGCGUUAUAUUAAUCUUAGAUUCCCACUCCUAACCAAACUUGAGGCCAAAAAUUGCGGUUGGUUUGUUGAUGCAUAUCGUGUCUUUGUAAUUGCGCCUCAAGUUCAAAGCAUUUCCAUUGAGAAUUACGUUGAUUUGCCUUUUAGACAUAGCAGAUCUUAUGUCUAUUUCACCAGUUCUUCUGAUCUAAAAGAAUUCAACUAUUAUGGUUAUGGUAUACCACAACACAUUUUAAUGACGUCCCCAUGCCAUGCUUCUACUAAAAUCAUUUUACAUGAGAGGGCAAGCUAUGCAACUCAUCUGUUAGAUUCCCAUGUUUCUUUACUUCUCGGACAAUUCAGUCACGCGAAGUCUAUCAAAUUCGAGGUUCUGAAACUUUUUAAUAUGCGACUAGAAAGUGUAUGUGUAUUUCCAAUGUUGGCCCAUUUGGAUGUUGGCUUACUUAGUGUUGAUAUUCUGUUAGCCUUGCUUGAAAAGACACCGGUUCUCAAGACACUAGGAAUACCUAAAUUUGAGGAAGAACUUUUGAGUUCUGCCGUGGUGCCCGGUAGUUUGGCUUCUCUCCAUGUUGUGAAAUUUGAAGAAGUUAAUGGAGACAAUCAUGAGAUAUUUUUAGCUAAAUUCUUUGUGAAAAAUGUUAUGAUCUUGGAGAAGAUGUGUUUCUCUCUUGCUAGUCAAAUCCCGGACAAAGAUGAGGUUAUGGAAGAAUUUAAGGAGAAGUUGUCCUCAUUUCAUAAUUUCAAUCCUCAUGUUGUUGAAUUUUCAUAUGCUUAG